UACAAUCAACGGUUCGCAUCAAUGUCCAUCCGUCACCGGUGCCAAAGACUUCUUUUGCUUCGCUCGAAAUUACCAUAAACGCACAAUAUGAUGGCCGAUAUUUUCAAGAUCACCUGCUGUCUUGUGUGCGUCGCCGGCGUUGCUUUAGCCGCCCCCGCUACAGUCAAAUUGCCUAAAGGUUUUGUUCAAUGCAAGAAAAGCGACCCGGCAUUCAGCGAAUGUAUAAGAGUCUCACUGGAACAGUCAGUCCCGCAUUUAAUUAAAGGUGUUCCGAGUCUUGGAUUGCACCCAAUCGACCCACUGCGAAUUACUGCACUGGGAAUCGAUCAAGGAACAGGACCCGUGAGCAUUAAGCUAAAUUUCAGGGAUUUAGACAUUUCAAAUAUUGGCACCCUCAAAAUCAAGGACCUUCAUGCCGACAUGGAUAAGUACAAUAUCACGUUGACCGCUGAAUUCGAUAAGCCAAUUGUACUAGACGGCCAUUACGAUAUCAAAGGCAAAGUAAUAAUAUUGCCUAUCACCGGGGACGGAUUGAGUAAAAUUAGUCUUGAUAAUCUUAAGGCUAAAAUCAACGUUUACCUGAAGCCGGUGAAGAGGAACGGACAAACUUACUUAGAAAUCACAGAUUUAUUUUUGAAGUUCACCACAUCCCGUUUGCGCCUCAAAUUAGAAAAUCUAUUCAAAGGAGACAAAGCCUUAGGAGCCAACAUGAACAAUUUCCUUAAUGAAAAUUGGAGCGAGAUUUUAGGCGAAUUGCAACCAAACUUUGAAAGCGCGCUGGCCGCUGCAUUCGAAGGCGUUGCUAGCCAAUUCUUCCAAAGGGUACCAUACAACCAAAUAUUUAAGGAUUAAAAAGUUCACUAUUGUUAUCAUUAAGCUAUGUCGUAUUUAUUUUUGAUUAUUUUUGUACUGUUGUUUUAUAAAUACAAAUAUUUUAUAUAAAAAGGAAA
Messenger RNA from Adelges cooleyi (spruce gall adelgid), 950 nucleotides. Its product is annotated as protein takeout-like. The transcript is spliced from 6 exons. Lineage: Eukaryota; Metazoa; Arthropoda; Insecta; Hemiptera; Adelgidae. The coding region runs from base 88 to 852 and encodes 254 amino acids. The record is from RefSeq and is a predicted model, not a curated record.